Thyridium curvatum is the source of this 1608-nucleotide messenger RNA. RefSeq lists its product as uncharacterized. Bases 1 to 1608 code for a protein of 535 amino acids. Lineage: Eukaryota; Fungi; Ascomycota; Sordariomycetes; Thyridiales; Thyridiaceae. The record is from RefSeq and is a predicted model, not a curated record. The transcript has a single exon.
AUGGCGCCAUCAUCUCGCCCCAACAUCCUCUUCGUCAUGGCGGACGAUCACGCCGCCAAGAGUAUAUCUGCAUAUGGCGCUGGCAUUAACCAUACGCCGCACCUGGACCGCUUGGCGAAGGAAGGCAUGCUGUUCAACCACUGCUACGUCACGAACAGUAUCUGUACCCCCUCCCGGGCGACCAUCCUCACCGGCACUCACAAUCAUGUAAACGAUGUGAUGACGCUCGACAGCGAGCUCAACAAUCGACUACCAAACGUGGCCAAGGCCAUGAGAACUGGAGGAUAUGCUACCGCCAUGUACGGAAAGUGGCAUUUAGGAGAGGGAAUACGACACGAGCCGACCGGUUUUGAUGACUGGGCGGUGAUCCCGGGCCAGGGCGAGUAUUGGGAUCCAGCCUUUAUUACCGAGUCCGGCACGAGCAACAUCCCAGGGUAUGCGACGGACAUCAUUACCGACAAGAGCCUGGACUUUAUCAAAAAGACCCGCGAGGCGGACCCAUCCAGGCCCUUCUUUGUCAUGUGCCAGCACAAGGCACCCCAUCGGAGCUGGGAGUGUGACGACAAGCACAAAGAGCUCUACAAGGACCCGAUCCGACUACCGGAUACCUUCACAGACGACUACAAGAAUCGCGCGCGGGCAGCCAAGAUAGCCAAGAUGCGUAUCGCAGAUGACCUGACCUACUUCGACUUGGGUCUCGUCCAGCCCGACGGUGGCUCGCGGCACGGCCUUGGGGACAAGAUGGUGAACACUUGGUUCUUUACAGACCGCAAGAUUCUCGUGCCUGAGGACAUCACUAAGCUCAAGCUCAUCGACAAAGAAGACGGUACGGUCUUUACGUUCAAGACGGAGGGCGAAUUGACAGAGUUCAAGUUCCAGCGCUAUAUGCAACGGUACCUCCGUACUAUUCAAAGCAUUGACGACAACAUGGGUCGGAUGCUUGACUAUUUGGAGGCCGAAGGAAUAGCAGACAAUACAGUUGUUAUCUAUACCAGUGAUCAGGGAUUCUUCCUUGGUGAGCACGGCUGGUUUGAUAAGCGCUUUAUGUACGAAGAAAGCUUUCAGAUGCCAUUCCUCAUCCGAUAUCCGAAAGAAAUCGGAAAGGGGACGGUCUGCAAUGAUAUCAUCAGCAAUGUUGAUUUUGCACCAACAUUCCUGGAUCUCGCGGGGCUGAAAGUGCCGUCGUAUAUGCAGGGCGUUUCGUUUAGACAGCUCUUAAACGGAAACACCCCGGCAGGAUGGCAGCAGGUCGCAUACCACCGGUAUUGGAUGCACAAUGAUAUCAUACACUGCGCAUAUGCGCAUUAUGGGAUCAGAAACCAGAGAUACAAGUUGAUCUAUUGGUACAAUGAGGACUUUGGCAUCGAGGGUGCCAGGCCGGCUGACGCCGAUCACAAGGAGUGGGAGUUGUUCGACUGCCAAGAAGACCCAUUGGAGCUGUUCAACUGCUAUCACGACGCCAAGUAUGCCGAUGUUGUCAAAGAGAUGAUGGCACUGCUGGAAGACAAGAUGGUCGAGAUCGGAGACGUUCCCGUACACUUUGGUCACUGGACCAAGUCUAAACGUCCCCGGCAGGUGGAGGAGGCUGGAUUUUCUUGCAAAUAUUAA